Molecule: messenger RNA, 3703 nt
Organism: Macrobrachium nipponense
Lineage: Eukaryota; Metazoa; Arthropoda; Malacostraca; Decapoda; Palaemonidae
Exons: 4
Coding region: 533-2839 (768 amino acids)
Source: RefSeq, a predicted model, not a curated record
ACCACGAAACUCGUCCACUUUUGCAUUCAGACAAGCCUAUACACAAUGUUUUUGCGAACGAUACAGACAAUCGUCCAUACAAUCGUUCAGUGCAUGGGGCCCUAAUGACCUUUUUAUGUAGGUCUUAUUUUUACCACUCACUUGACGUGUUUUUGUACUUAUUAGUAUCGUGUUUUUUUCCCCAGAAAACAAAUUGAAUUCAUGCGCAUAAUUUUCUUGGCACACAAUAAUCUGAUAGGCUAGAUUUAAUAAGGGCUUUCAUGGCCCGGACCCCACUAAAUCUCAUCGUGAUCGAUGUGGCCUUGCAGUCAGACAAACAGCAGGGAUGAUUCAAGAUUGACUGGAGAGUCGACCGAGAUGAUGAGAUCGCCAUCGGUAAUCGUCAGUCAGUCUAACUUCUAAGUCUACAACAGGCAGAGGUCCGGUCUAGACAAAUCUGAAAAACCUUGCGGCCUCUUCUCUUCAACCUUUGCAAAAUGGUAUGCUAGCAAGGUCAAGUGUUAUUUAACAUUUUGUUCCGUGUUUAACUGUCAUGCGUUGCAAACGCUAUGAUUUUGUUUUAAAUUGUUGGACAGGGGAAAUUGUGUGGGAAGGAGUUGCUGGACUCACAGUACACAUUUUUUCAGAAGCUGUGAAGAAAUUGACAUCCAGCUCCGAAAUGAUGUUAGUGAAAGGAAUCUUUGUGGGGUAUAUACUACUACGUUUGAUGUAUGAUUACUGGUUAGAGGCAGUAAAUGAAGAAGCUACCCAGGAAGACAUGCCUGAUGAAACAGAAUGUGCUUUUGAGGAAACAGUUACUGAAAAAGUUAACAAAGAAGAGAGAGAUUUCAUUGGAACAACUCAUCUAAGUAAGGAUCAAAAGACAACUAUGACCAUGAAAGAUACAAUAAAUGUUGGGGAAGCAUCCAAGUCUCCUGCCCUAGAGGUGAAAGAUGUCCAUCCGUCUAUUAAAUCUGAAGACCCUAGGAAUGAAUCUGAAUGUAAACAGGUCAAUGAUAUCCUAGCUGAAACAAGAGAGUAUAAUCAGUAUCUUGACCUUCCAAGAGUUGAUGAGACAAAGCAAACUAUUCAACAAUCUGUAAACAUAAAAAAUGAAAUGAUUACUUUCAGUCAGAAAUCACAACUUGUGAAUAUUUUGACAAGACGAAGACAGGGAGUGGAACAGCAGAACCAGCCACAUAAGCAACCACUUAUUCAUUUGAGAGAAACAACAACAAUUAUCAGUCAGCAAACUGGACAAAAGAGGAAUGCCACUACACAAAGUGUACAGAUAGACCAGCAUGUACUUUUAAGCAGAUGCAAGAGUAGUCAGCAAUGUGACAAUGAAGCAGAAGAGCAUACUCACUUAUUCAGUGAAAAAGGUAUAAAUGCACAAGGUCCAGGGCAACAUGAUACUGAAGAGAGCAGAAACAAGCAUGACCUCAGUCAAGACAGCAAAGGCUUACUAAGUCUGAGGCUACAAGACAAUGAAGGUCAUGGUGAUAUAUUUGCCCAAAGCAGCAAAAGAAUGAAAGGCCUUGGGAAGCAUCAAGAUUUAGAAAGUAUGGCAGACCAUUACCAAACAUGUAGGCAAGAGAGUGAAACUGGCACUUGUCACAGUGAAUCACAUACUGGAAGAAACGAGUUUAUGGAAGACUUUCGUCAGGUCCACAUGCAAGAAGCAUAUGAUGUUAAGAAUAGACAGUGUGGUCAAGAGGUACAUGGAGUUCACAGACAAAAGAACUGCAAUCCACAUAGCAUAAGUAUACCUUGUACGAACAACUGUGCUCAUGCAAUAAGUGAGGUAGACCUAAGUGACUUAUAUGAUCUUGGAACCCUAAGUAACAAAAGUCCUUAUAAGGUACAUAAAUCUAAUAAAACAGACACCUCACAGCUUUCUGAAGAAGAAAUGAAUAUGAAAAGCUAUCACAGUCAGCAACUUGACCUCAUUGAAGAUACAGAAGUUUUUGUUCCACUCGUGGAAGAAGAAAUGGAAAAGACUAAUUACGAUGAAUCGUGUGAUCCACUACCUCUCUUUCAGACAUUUGAAGAGAGAGCAAACAAGGAAACAAACCAAAGUCAGCAUGUCCCUAACCAAAGAGAGAUGGAGGGCUUUUCUCAUUUGCAGAAGGAAGAAACAGAAUACUAUCAGAACUGCAUUGAUCCACAUUACUUAAAAGUUAGGGAUGAAGAAAGCUGUGUUGGGGAAGAACAUACUGCCAUCAAAGAACCAUGUUAUGGUGCUGAAUUGAAAGAUAUGGAAAGCUUAUUUGAUUCUCUAAAAAGAAAAACAGAAGAUGAACAAAGCUAUAUUGCACCAUCUGAUACAAAAGUUGGGAUUAGAGAAACCAUUGAUGGGAAAGUACAUUCAAUAGUACAUAGUGAGUCUCAUGUGGAAGAAACUCAGGAUGACAAAGAACAAUGCAGUCAUUCAAGUGACCAAGAAAUAAGAGAGUCAUGCAUUAAGGAUGAAAGUCCUGGUGAUGAUAAAAAAAACAUAGAAAUCUUCAUUCAUCCUCUUGAAGCAGUAGCCUUAGAAAACUACAUUGAAUCAAAUAAUACCAGAGUCAAGAUUGAAGAAACCCUAGAUAGAGAAAGGAACACAAUUGUUCACAGUAAAGAAACAUUAUAUGAUGACAAGCCAAGUAAAGCAACAUUUUGUGAUGAUAAGCACCUGUGUGAACAAGAAGUAGAAAAGCCAUGCAUCAAAGACCUAAGUCGGACGCACACUCAAGAAUCAGAAAAUGUAAAAAACCUGAAUGAGACGGGUAAUGUGGAACACCAGUUAACAAGGAGUCCAAGGGUAAAAAUAACUUACAAUUCAACGCUAACUAUGAAAGGAAACCAGAAAAAUGAUUAAAAUCACUGAAGGUGCUCCUACUCUAAACUUGGGAUUUUGCCGUAUGGCAGUCCUUAUCAUUGAUUGCAAUGCAGUUGUUGGCAGUGGUAAUCUUGUUAUAGGAUGAAGAGGUUAGAUUUCAUUUUCUGAUAUAUCAGUUAUUGGUUUCUAUAGGUCAUGAGUUUUUAUCUUGUGCAAAAACUUACUGCAAAACUGACAUUUACUGUUUCAAGUUUGGUUUAAUUUUAUUUUCAUUUAUUCCCGGUAAAUAUUUCUUUACAUGUGAACAGAGCAUGCAAGGAUGUAAUGUAAGUGGAAAAUAUUUAUGUUACCCACCUAAUUUUUACUCGUGCUAUUUUUAUAAUACCAUUUCUGUUCUGUUAAAACGUGGCGUGUUAUAGAGCAUACACAAAGGUGACAUUGUUAGUGUCAGAGUUAAGAAGCUUGUUAGUUUUGUUUAUUUGAAGAAGAAUUUUCAGAUCGUUAGUUUUUAGUUUUUUUUAUUUGAAGAGGAAUUUUCAAAGCUUGUUAGUUUUGUUUAUUUAAAGAAGAAUUAUCUGAUAGUUGGUUUUUUUUAUUUGAUGAGGAAUUUUCAAAGAUUGUUAAUUUUGUUUAUUUGAAGAGGUGUUAGUUUUUUGUAUUUGAUGAGGAAUUUUUCAAACAUUGUUAAUUUUUUUUUAUUUGAAGAGGAAUUUUCAAAGAUUGUUUAUUUUUGUUUUUUUGAAGAGGAAUUUUCAAAGAUUGUUUAUUUUGGUUUAUUUGAAGAGGAAUUUUCAUUACUUUCACCUAGUACUCAAGUUUCAUAUGGAUAUACAUGUUCUUCAGUGUAGGCAAUGGAAAGACAGUUAUGUGACACUAUUAAAUGUUCAAUAGUACAUUAUUUCA